This is a messenger RNA of Mauremys reevesii (Reeves's turtle), 3573 nucleotides long. RefSeq names its product serine/threonine-protein phosphatase 5. Lineage: Eukaryota; Metazoa; Chordata; Testudines; Geoemydidae. Bases 116 to 1615 code for a protein of 499 amino acids. The transcript is spliced from 13 exons. Gene Ontology annotation, cellular component: nucleus; cytosol. Gene Ontology annotation, molecular function: protein binding; protein serine/threonine phosphatase activity. The record is from RefSeq and is a predicted model, not a curated record.
CGCGCGCGCGCACGUUUGCGACACCCCUCGCGGCCCCUCCCCCCUGCUGUUUGCGGCAGCGCUCGGCGGGGCGGUUGGGUGCGCGCGGUUGCCAGGGUCGCUUUACGGCCCGGCGAUGGCGGAGGGAGAGCGGGCGGAGCAGAGCGGCGGCCUCGGGCGGCCCCCCCGGGAGGGGGAGGCCGGGGCGCUGGACCGGGCGGAGGCCCUCAAGAGCCAGGCCAACGAGUUCUUCAAAGGCAAGGACUACGAGAACGCAGUGAAGUAUUACAGCGAGGCCAUCGACCUGAACCCCGCCAAUGCCAUCUACUACGGCAACCGCAGCCUGGCCUACCUGCGGACAGAGUGCUAUGGCUACGCGCUCUCCGACGCCACCAAGGCCAUUGAGCUGGACAAGAAGUACAUCAAAGGCUACUACCGGCGGGCCACCAGCAACAUGGCCCUGGGCAAGUUCAAGGCCGCCCUGCGUGACUAUGAGACGGUGGUGAAGGUGAAGCCAAAUGACAAAGAUGCCAAGAUGAAGUAUCAGGAGUGCAACAAGAUCGUGAAGCAGAAGGCGUUUGAGCGCGCCAUCGCCAGCGACGAGCACAAGCGCUCCGUGGUCGACUCCCUGGACAUAGAGAGCAUGACCAUCGAGGACGAGUACAGUGGGCCCAAGCUGGACAACGGGAAGGUGACGCUAGCGUUCAUGAAGGAGUUAAUGCAAUGGUACAAGGAUCAAAAGAAACUCCACAGAAAAUGUGCCUAUCAGAUCUUGGUGCAGGUGAAGGAGGUGCUCGUCAAACUUCCCACUCUAGUAGAAACCACGUUAAAAGAGACAGAGAAGGUCACCGUGUGCGGAGACACCCAUGGGCAGUAUUACGACUUGCUGAAUAUAUUUGAACUCAACGGGCUGCCGUCUGAAACGAACCCAUAUAUAUUCAAUGGGGAUUUCGUCGACCGCGGCUCCUUCUCCGUGGAAGUGAUAUUAACGCUGUUCGGUUUUAAGCUGCUGUAUCCGGAUCAUUUCCACUUACUCCGUGGGAAUCACGAGACGGAUAACAUGAACCAGAUCUACGGGUUCGAGGGGGAAGUGAAAGCCAAAUACACAGCCCAGAUGUUUGCGCUUUUCAGCGAGGUCUUUGAGUGGCUGCCCCUGGCGCAAUGCAUCAAUGGCAAAGUGUUGAUAAUGCACGGCGGGCUCUUCAGUGAAGACGGGGUCACGUUGGACGACAUCCGGAAGAUCGAGAGGAAUCGGCAGCCUCCGGAUUCAGGUCCCAUGUGCGACUUGCUCUGGUCCGACCCACAGCCUCAGAACGGCCGGUCGGUCAGCAAGCGCGGCGUGAGCUGUCAGUUCGGGCCCGACGUCACCAAAAGCUUCCUGGAGCGGAACCAGCUAGAUUACAUCAUCCGGAGCCACGAGGUCAAGCCCGAGGGCUACGAGGUGACGCACGAGGGCAAGUGCAUCACCGUCUUCUCGGCGCCCAACUACUGCGACCAGAUGGGGAAUAAAGGUUCAUACAUCCACCUGCGGGGGUCGGACCUGCGCCCCGAAUUCCACCAGUUCACAGCCGUGCCUCACCCGAACGUCAAACCGAUGGCCUAUGCCAACACCCUCCUCCAGCUGGGGAUGAUGUAACUUGCCCUGUCGCCACCGCCCCCGCCUGGAGGCCCCUCAUGUUAGGCAGAGACGGCCCCUCGGCCUUUUUACAUUCUUCCACCAUCAGCCCGGACUGCCCAGGUGCCGGAGCAUCCAUCACGAGGGCAGGGAGGGGGGGUUGCUGUGGUUCUCUUCCCCCCCACGCCGAGCCCAUUUGUAGUGUUGCCGUGAGCUGGUGCCGCACAGCCGAGAGGCAGGAGUAUUUUUUUUUUUUUUUAAUAUAUUGGAAAGAUUGUAUUUAUUCCCAGGGCUUGCUCAGCCUCCGGCCCGGAGCAGAGAGGCCGCUGGGCCCAAGCCAGCUCUGUCUGCGGCCCGAUCUCUCCCGACAGACGGUAUUGGCUUGCAGGGUGGAGCGCGGAGGCCUCCCCUCCCUUCCCCAAGUGCUCUGGCUUUGAGGCGUGUCUCUGUUGGGUGGUCUCUAGGCUUGGGGGUUUCAGGAGAGGUGAGGGGGCUUGGUGGGGUCAGAGGUUAGGAUCAGGUCACGAGCAGAAGCAAGGUGUUGGCGUGGGGGGGGUCCCAUCCGUAGUCAUCCUCUCCCUCUGCAUCAGAAACCCAGGGUGGGCAGGCAGGGCUGUGCUGUCACCAGCUUCGGAGGCACUCCCUGUGUCAGCUCAGAGAGGUGGGGCGAGAGCUGGGCACAGUAGGGAUCCCUGAGUGCAUCCCUGGAGGCAUUCAGUGCUCGGUGGAGCUGGGCCCGGGACCCCCAGCUGCCAGUCUGACAAGAGGUCUCUAAUGCCGAGACCUGGGCCCCGGGACCCCUGGUUGCUGGCAUCUGGGCCCCAGGACCCCUGAUCUGUGGGGCUGGAACCCCUGGCUGCUGGGAUAUGGGUCCCAGGGCCCCCAGCUGCCAGUCUGACAAGAGGUUUCUAAUACCAAGACCUGGGCCCCGGGACCUCUGGUUGCUGAGAUCUGGGCCACGGGACCCCUGGCUGCCAGUCUCACAGGACCUCCCUAAUACUGGGAUCUGAGUCCCAGGACCCCUGGCUGCCAGGAUCUGGAUGCAGGACCCCUGGGUGCCGGGGUCUUGGUCCCAGGACCACCAGCUGCCAAUCUCACAGGAGCGCUCUCACCCCUGGGACCUCUCACAGGUCCCCUGUGAGCUCUCUCAUCGCAGCUCCCGGCUACAGAGGACAGGGGCAGCAUACGCCCCUCCCUUCCCAUGAGACAUUCCUCCUCCCUGGGCCUCUGCCUCUAGCCCUCCACGACAAAGAAGUAAGGUUAAGAGUUUGUCACAGUUUGUUUAGUAAAAGCCAGGGACGGGUCACAGGCAAUAAACACAAAUUCACAGAAGCCCGUGACCCGGCCCUGGCUUUCGCUCAACAGAACUGUGACAAAAUGGGGCUGACGGGUGGGAUGAGGGUCCGAGCCCUGCUGCGGGGGAGGUAAGGGGGGAGGUCUGCGGCAGCUGGGAGAUGUGGGACCCCCCCAUGGUGGCUCAGAGCUCCAGGGGGCCUUCUGCUGGCUGACAGCUGAAGUCCCACCGCCCAAGGGCUGAAGCAGAAAAUGUCCCGGAGGUCUCGGGAAGUCCUGGAAUCCGUGACCUAAUCUUAGCCUUACAGAUAAGCAAUAGGCGUGCGGGUGUUGGGCUGGCAGAGGCCCAGCCUCCAACUCAUGCCAGGAGUGUGUGGGUGUGUGUGUGUAGCAGGGGCAGUGGGGGGGCACCAGACUGGAUUUUGUGGGGUGCUUUACCCCAGUUGCCCACCCCCACCUUUGCCCCUUUCUCUCAGCCUGGGGAGCGUCGGGCACCUCCUCGAGGAAGCGCGACCGGCCUUUUGUGCCACAUGCGCAAGCCAACAGCAGAUGCGUCCAAAGCACUUGGGUGUCUCCAUGCGCACCACCGGAUCCAGGAGCCCGCCCCCCACCGCCGCCUCUCGAGCUAUUUUACUGUCUGUAAUUAAAGAUGUUAAAAUAAAAUAAUUAUUAUAAGCCUUGCGGGC